This is a messenger RNA of Ornithorhynchus anatinus (platypus), 1909 nucleotides long. It is a transcript of the gene HOXA6, whose product is annotated as homeobox A6. Bases 198 to 896 code for a protein of 232 amino acids. Gene Ontology annotation, biological process: regulation of transcription by RNA polymerase II; anterior/posterior pattern specification. The transcript is spliced from 2 exons. Gene Ontology annotation, molecular function: RNA polymerase II cis-regulatory region sequence-specific DNA binding; DNA-binding transcription factor activity, RNA polymerase II-specific. Gene Ontology annotation, cellular component: nucleus. NCBI's taxonomy places the organism in Eukaryota, Metazoa, Chordata, Mammalia, Monotremata, Ornithorhynchidae. The record is from RefSeq and is a predicted model, not a curated record.
GCUCGGUCGCCGCGGGUCCCCGGGGAGCGGGCUCCGCCGCUCGCUCCCAUUGGCCGCCGCCCCGUCAGCUGGUGCUAUUUGCUGCUGUCGCUUUUGGCGCUCGGCCAUCCAGAAACAAACCAGUUCGAUGACUACUAAUAGUUAUAGCCAGAUGUACUAAUACACAACAAAUCACAGUCCUAGAGAGGGGAGAGCAAAUGAGUUCCUAUUUUGUGAAUCCCACUUUCCCUGGGAGCCUGCCUAAUGGGCAGGACUCCUUCCUCGGGCAGAUCCCCCUUUAUCCAGCUGGAUAUGAUGCUCUGAGGCAUUUCCCAGCUUCUUAUGGGGCAUCCAGCCUCCAGGACAAGACGUACACCUCACCUUGUUUUUACCAACAGUCCAACACGGUCAUUGCCUGCAAUCGGGCAUCUUAUGAGUACGGAGCCUCCUGUUUCUAUUCGGAGAAGGACCUAAGUAACGCCUCUCCCUCCGGCAGUGGCAAGCAGAGAGGCCACGGGGAUUACCUGCACUUUUCUCCAGAACAACAAUACAAAUCCGACAGCAGCGUGCAGAGCAAAAUUUUAAAUGACGAAGGCACCGACCGGAAGUACACGAGUCCUGUUUAUCCCUGGAUGCAGCGGAUGAACUCCUGUGCUGGUACGGUCUACGGCACCCAUGGCAGAAGGGGAAGGCAAACUUAUACGAGAUACCAAACCUUAGAAUUAGAAAAAGAAUUUCACUUUAACAGAUACUUGACCAGGAGACGACGGAUUGAAAUCGCCAACGCUCUCUGCCUUACUGAACGACAGAUUAAAAUAUGGUUUCAAAACAGGCGGAUGAAAUGGAAAAAGGAAAACAAACUCAUAAAUUCCACACAACCCAGCAGCGAAGAAACAGAGGAAAAGGCAGGGGAGUAGAAUAACGCCUAAUAAAAGUUCUCAGGCCUUCCCCCUUAAUAGCGGUUUUUUUUUUCUUGCGUUCAUUCUGCUACACGUUUUCACAGUCUGUUGAUUUCUAAAGCUUGAGGAGAGGCUGAAUCUUUGCAAUCAACUGUGAAUUUUCUUAAGGGAAAAAUAGAACUGCGUAAUCUAGAGGUUUGUAGUGUACAUAGCCACGUUUCCUAAUUAUAGAUAAUGUUGCUGAAAGUCUUUCAGCAGCGUCUCCCCUCCCCCCAGAUUUUAAAAUAUUUUGAUUUGGACACCUCUGGUCCGUUCGUAUGUUUGGGUUCUGAUGGCUGUAGGGCGGUAAAGGCAGCUAGGUGCAAAAGAUUUGGAUCUAGUCGCUGGCACGUAGUGAAAUACGAGGGAUUUGGAGAAAAAAAAAUAUCGGGGUUUCGACCCUUGCUGAAUCCCUCUUAGGAUCGGUCCGUCGCCUCCUCUGUUCGUUGGGAGCUGGACGUCUCGUGGGCGCUACCCACACACAAAAAAAGUUUUCCUCCAGAAAAACGUCAAAAACCCGCCGAACAGAGGAAAAGAAGGAGAGUUGGGGAUUCCAUCUCUUCCCCCCAAAAGACAUUUCCAGGAGUCUUCCACCCGAGUCAGGCUGAGCGAGCCAGUACGUCGAGGAACAAAGAACCGCCGAGGGAGCUCUCAAAGGGCCAGCCCCAAAGGAGUCCGCGCACCCGAAGAAAACCCACCUUCCUACCCAGGCAAGAAAACCUGCGCAUUGAACUUUCCAGCCCCGACAGAUAGCCCGUCUUCGGGCGAGGUGACUCCUGGUCUCCCCGCUACAGCACCAGAGAAAAGAGCUUUUCUGGAACAACGAGGGCAAUUUGAAUUCGGAAGUGCUCCAGCUUCCAAAUUUCCCCGGCGUGGAAGCGGCUCUCCGGCUCUAUCGGGGCUACCCCCUUUCCUUCUCCGCUACCUUUGUUAUCUACUUUCGCCUUUCCUAGCCCAGGAAAAUAAACAGAUAACUAGAAGCUGCCACGAAA